CCGGAGGCCGUGGGGCGGAGGGUUCGGUCCCUGCUCUGCCCCGGAUCCGGGGCUGUGCCUCCGGGAGCCGCUUCCCCCGUGCUGCCGAGCGGGGCACAAGCCGGGGUGGGAAGGGGACCUGUGGCUUCGGUGUUCCCGGUGCUCACCGUGUUACCGGGAGCCUGAGGGGCUGCGGGUAGGCCCCGGCGUUGUGAAUGUGGGGCCGGUUGUGCCUGGCAGCCCUCGGCGGUGGGGACGGGGCCGGUUCUGGGUCUGACCCGCAGUAACGGGCCGGCUGUGGGGCGGUGCGGGCCGGUGGUGGCAGUCCCGGUCUCCUCAGGCCUCCCGGUGUCCGUGGGAUGCGCUGCCGGCCGCCCCGAGCAGUGCUUGCGCUCAUGGGGCUGCUCCUGGCCCGGACCAUGGCCUGGACGUCCAGUGGGAAGACGCACCCGGAGCUCGUCAAUAACCUCUACAAAAAAGGGAUAAUUAAAUCCCAGCGAGUAUUUGAUGUGCUGCUGGCUACAGACAGAGGUCACUACAUCAAGUAUUACCCAUACAUGGAUUCUCCUCAGUCUAUCGGAUACAAGGCUACAAUCAGUGCACCCCACAUGCAUGCCCAUGCACUGGAGCUGCUGAAGGAUCAGCUCGUGGAAGGUGCCAAAGCUCUGGAUGUUGGAUCUGGAAGCGGAUACCUCACAGCUUGCUUCGCCAGGAUGAUAGGCCCAACAGGCAAAGCUGUGGGCAUCGAGCAUAUUCAAGAGCUGGUACAUGAAUCCAUCAGGAACGUCCAGGAGGAUGAUCCGACUUUGCUCAGCUCUGGCCGUGUAAAGCUUGUGGUUGGUGAUGGCAGGCAGGGAUACCCUGAAGAAGCUCCUUAUGAUGCCAUUCAUGUUGGAGCAGCAGCUGCAACUGUACCAAAGGAGCUGCUGAAUGAGCUGAAGCCAGGCGGGCGGUUAAUCCUGCCCAUUGGUCCUGAGGGGGCAAACCAAGUCCUGAUGCAGUACGACAAGACCAGCGAUGGGCAGAUCAUUGAAACCCAGCUGAUGGGAGUGAUCUACGUCCCUCUCACAGAUAAGGAAAAGCAGUGGCCUCGGGAUGAACUGUGACAGACGAUGGAUGUCUCUGACGUGACCUCAGAGCUCACCAGUGGCACUCGGGACUGUAGGCGCUCCAGGUGUCAGUGUUUGUGGAGGCAGGUUUGAGGGGUGAAGGAAAGGGGUUCACCAGCGGCAGGACCAGGGCAGGCCCUCGGGGGCUGUCUGCUUCCAGCAGUGCAUUGGAUAACUGGGCUCUCCUCCCUGACAAGCUGUAAAUAACAUCUGUUCCCAGGGAAUUCUGGAUGCAGAAGGGAAUACUUAAACCUGCACUAAACAUACUGGUUAAUAUUGACUGCUCUGCCUAACGCUUGAAGAAAACAAGGCAUUAUUACUGCUUCAGAGCAGGGACAUCCCCUGACUUGUCCGAGUUUAAUGAAUGAGUUGUCAAAGCUUAACCAUGAUUGGUCAAAGGUUAA
Molecule: messenger RNA, 1492 nt
Organism: Melopsittacus undulatus (budgerigar)
Lineage: Eukaryota; Metazoa; Chordata; Aves; Psittaciformes; Psittaculidae
Product: protein-L-isoaspartate(D-aspartate) O-methyltransferase-like
Exons: 8
Coding region: 339-1085 (248 amino acids)
Biological process (GO): protein modification process
Cellular component (GO): cytoplasm
Molecular function (GO): protein-L-isoaspartate (D-aspartate) O-methyltransferase activity
Source: RefSeq, a predicted model, not a curated record